Molecule: messenger RNA, 219 nt
Organism: Acaulospora colombiana
Lineage: Eukaryota; Fungi; Glomeromycota; Glomeromycetes; Diversisporales; Acaulosporaceae
Source: the annotation of a GenBank genome assembly
AUGGAAGAGCCAAGUUCAGAGGACCCAAUAGCGACGCCUAUGGGACCAAUGAUGGUUCGAAAAGGGGGCCGGCUCGUGUUCGAGAGUAGGCCAUCCAAUCCCUUUGAAGUUUCCGGAGACCAAGAUGUCGAUGAAGUUCCCGUUCCUGUUGAAGCUAGUUCUGAUCCUACAUUGUUGACGGGAAAAAAGAGGAAAAAUCCAAAGACCUCGCGACUCAAG